AUGAGGGACGCUAAUAUCUACGCUACGCGGAGGGCGCUGCCACGCAUGAGCUGGCACCCCCGUAAUCUGUAUAAUCUGUGGCGACGCUCUCUGGGCAAGAAAGUACGGGAAACUGAUUUCACCAAUACCACCAAAACACUGUUCCAGCAGCGCUGGGCGGCGAAGCAGCUCGUCCGGGCGUACCACGGUGACUUCAUCAACGAGAAAAUCUUCAAACGGUGGUACCUCCCCGCGACGCUGCCCGACGUGCGGCCGCGGAAACGGAUCGCGGGCGACGACAGCAUCGACCUUACCAGCUGGGCAGGGCGCACGCGGACGGCGAAGCGCGAGAAGGAGCGGCUAGCGGAGGAGGAGGCGAAGGGCCUCGCGCCUGUGGGCAGUUUGAUGUUUGCGGAGGUGGAGAGGCGGAUUGACGUGUUCAUCUUUCGGUGCUGUUUUGCGCACAGCGUGUAUGAGGCACGGAGGCUGGUCAUUCAUGGUGAUGUUUUGCUGAACGGGAAGAAGCACCAAAAUGCCAACACCAGGCUGGCGCCGGGAGAUAUGGUCUCGGUCAAUCCAAAGGCGAUACGGUUCCUACAGCCCCUUCCUGAGACCAAGUCAGAGGAGAGCGAAGCUACGGAAGCAUCCUCAGAAACGUCAACGGAGAAGACCGGAAAUGAAGUCACCUCCGAGGCAAAGGCGGAGAGUGAAGCCUCCUCGAAAGAGACUGCUGAAAGCCAGGCGUCCGCUUCAGAAGAGGACCUCGAGGAUUCCGAGAACGAAACCGAGAAAGCCCCCUCCAAACCCCGGCGCACCGAGCAGCUCUCCAUCCUCGCUGAGCUUGCCAAGGACCCGAACCUCACACCCUUCAACCUCCCCAAGUACGCGUCCCCCUUCCUCUUCGUCCCCGCGUACAUCGAGGUCUCCUUCCCGACCUGCUCCGCCGUGUACGUGCGCCACCCGACCGCGCGCCCGGGAUACUCGGAGAUCCCGACGCCGUUCGACGCGGACGGCGAGGUGGUGAGGUUGGCGUGGGAGUGGUACUCGCGUGUGCGCCCCCGGAUGCGGAGCAAGAGCCAGCUGGCGCGCAUGCCGGAGAGGAGGGAGAGUAAGGGGCCGUCGUUGGUACUUUAA
Gloeophyllum trabeum ATCC 11539 is the source of this 1113-nucleotide messenger RNA. Its product is annotated as alpha-L RNA-binding motif-containing protein. Gene Ontology annotation, molecular function: structural constituent of ribosome; rRNA binding. The record is from RefSeq and is a predicted model, not a curated record. The coding region runs from base 1 to 1113 and encodes 370 amino acids. The transcript has 3 exons. Gene Ontology annotation, biological process: positive regulation of translational fidelity. Lineage: Eukaryota; Fungi; Basidiomycota; Agaricomycetes; Gloeophyllales; Gloeophyllaceae. Gene Ontology annotation, cellular component: mitochondrial small ribosomal subunit.